Messenger RNA from Coregonus clupeaformis (lake whitefish), 5120 nucleotides. Its product is annotated as ubiquitin-conjugating enzyme E2 Q2-like. The record is from RefSeq and is a predicted model, not a curated record. Lineage: Eukaryota; Metazoa; Chordata; Actinopteri; Salmoniformes; Salmonidae. The transcript is spliced from 14 exons. The coding region runs from base 376 to 1665 and encodes 429 amino acids.
UGUUGGACAAACAACUGUAGUGUACAAGUCAGUCAACAAAAAUGAUGUCCAAAGGUGAAUUAAAUACCCCCUAAAAAGUCACAGACAGCACUAUCAUCAGCAAGCCAAUCCAAUUAGUUUUCUAUAGGUUCGCCUUGUCAUCAAUGGAAUUAUAAAUAUGUUUUUAUUGGCCUAAACUUCCACCUGGAGAAGGACUACCUUUGGCCAGCUACACGUUUACAAUUUUAUGGACAAUAUGCUCCAGGUAAGGACGGUUAACUGUCACCACACAGAAAGACAGUUGUGACAAAAUGUUUCGAAGUUGUCUAAGUGAUUUCUUUCUUUCUAUAUUUUUGUGUUUUAACCUCCGCACCUAUUCAACUGAGCACGCGCUGGAUGCAGGCUCGGGAAAACGCCAUCUUUAAACCCCAGAAGAAAUCACAGUUGAGCGCCGGCUUGAUUUGGACUCGACUGCGUGGCUGCAGUUUUAGUCCCGACUUCACCCACUCCCUCCCCAGCGGCCCAGCCGGAGAUGCGUGGAAGAUGUCGGUUUCGGGUCUGAAGGCCGAACUGAAGUUUCUGGAGUCCAUUUUUGAUCCAAACCACGAACGCUUCAGAAUUAUUGACUGGAAGCCGGAUGAGCUAAACUGUCAGUUUAAUGUGACUGGAGAAAAACCGUUGAUUAUACAUUGCAACAUUACGGAGUCGUACCCCUCCACACCUCCAAUCUGGUUUGUGGACUCUGAUGACCCGAGCCUGACACAAGUGUUGGAGCGCCUGGAGGAUGUCAGAAAGGGCAGCACCCUGCUCCUGCAGCAGCUGAAGCGGCUCAUCUGUGACCUGUGUCGGCUGUACAACCUGCCCCAGCACCCAGAUGUAGAGAUGCUGGACCAGCCCCUCCCUGCCGGCCCUGUAGGACAAGACCGAAAGCAUGGGGUCACAGACGAGGUCACGUCCGAGGAAGAGGAAGAAGAGGAAAUGGGAGAGCAGGACAUUGAAGACCUGGACCACUAUGAGAUGAAAGAGGAGGAGCCAGUGGAUGGGAAGAAGUCUGAGGAUGACGGCAUCGAGAAGGAAAACCUAGCCAUCCUGGAGAAGAUCCGCAAGAACCAGAGGCAGGACCACUUGAACGUAAGUGCUCAUUCGGGUGCAGUGUCUGGUUCAGUGCAGGCCUCAGACCGCCUCAUGAAGGAGCUCCGGGAGAUAUACCGGUCCCAGAGUUACAAGAUGGGUAUCUAUUCAGUGGAGCUGGUCAAUGACAGCCUGUAUGAAUGGCACGUCAAGCUGAGAACGGUAGAUCCAGAUAGUCCCCUACACAGUGACCUGCAGGUUUUAAAGGAAAAGGAGGGAAUGGAUUACAUUCUGCUAAACUUCUCAUAUAAAGAUAAUUUCCCCUUUGAUCCACCCUUUGUACGGGUGGCUUCUCCUGUGCUGUCUGGAGGUUAUGUUCUUGGAGGGGGUGCCCUGUGCAUGGAGCUUCUCACAAAGCAGGGCUGGAGCAGUGCCUAUUCCAUAGAGUCUGUAAUCAUGCAGAUCAACGCCACUUUAGUCAAGGGAAAAGCCAGAGUGCAAUUUGGAGCCAAUAAGAACCAAUACAAUCUUGCCAGAGCACAGCAGUCAUACAAGUCCCUGGUCCAGAUCCAUGAAAAGAACGGCUGGUACACUCCCCCUAAGGAGGAUGGGUAAGAGGAGCGUUGCCAUGCCUCCACUGAGACCACAUGUCUUAGGGUCAACACCUUUCCCCCCCCAUACUUUUCUUUUCCCUCUCUAACUGGAGUUUUCAUUGGGAGUUUGAUCCCAAGCCAAUUCCACCCAUUCUGUGACCAUGAGAACCAAACAACCAAUGGUUAAAACCCCCUCACUGACCAACCACCUUAUCCACCUCAAUAGGGGAUCUACCCUCUCGCUAUUUCUCUUUCUCUCACUUGUGCAAUCGCUCGUUCUGUUUUCUUCCUCUGUUAAAAUCCACCCUAAUCCCUUGAGCAUUGAAUGAACUCCAUAUCUUGUGCAACUCCCUUAAAUCCUACACUGGGCAAGAAGAGGUUACUUACUGCCUGUGAUUUUGGGUCAAGGUUGAGGCAUGGCUUUUGCUAGCAACUGAAGCUGUCUGUUGUCAGUCACAUGACUGGGGCUGAGAUUCUCUGGCCACAGACUGGAACAGAGAAAGGCCGGUGACAUUUCCCCUGUGACAGUGGAGGCUGGGACGGACAAUGAACCGCUGGUGGUGGGAAUGAGCACCACCUCACUCCCCAUGGAUGGCCUCUGUCAUGUUUGCUUGUGUAUCUGUAUAUUGCCAAGAUUCCUCCUUCUGGAAUAAAAUGUCCUCCUGAGGCUAGCUUCCUUAACUCCUGGUCUACAAAAGCCAAAGGCCCUGAAUGGAGAGAGGAGAGUUAUAGACUCCUGACUAAGGUGGGACUGGGACAGCUUAAUGGAGGAUAUCCUAUUGAGCACAAGAGGUGGAGGCCACUGCCUCCUCCUCCUCUACCACCGCCCAGCCAAUCUCCUCUCAGGCUGCUUUUGGCUUUUAUCGGCAGCAUACAGAGAUAUGACCAGGCUUUAGCAAAGGCAGGUUGGAUUUAAUCACUGUAAUGUAGUUGAAUUUAACUCCACAUGUAUACUUGUAAAGUUGUAUUUCUGAGAAUGGAUUUCAUUGUUUUUAACGUAACCUUGUGUGGGUCUUGGGGUCCGAGCGGGCAGAGACUGCGUUAGUAUAGCCCUGGCUAUAGCAGGGGCAUACAUUUCUCAAGGUGUAUUUCACAGACGUAGGAUAACAAACCAUUUGCUUCAUGGAUACUCUUGCAGAAGUUAAAAGGAACACCUUUAAACCAUGUUUUUAUGUAAGCAUAGUGACUACUAUUGUUUUUUGUUUUCCUGUAUAAAUUGAAGUACUUGCAUUAUUUUGUUAGUGGUUUCAUAUGUUCAAAAGUGACACCAUUCCUUUUACUCAAUGACACGGUGGUGCUUUUUUGGCAUUCCAGAUAUGCUGGCUAAUUUCCCCGGUGACACAAACCUGAUGAACCUUUUAAUAAGGCUAUGCACACAAUGGUUUGGAGGUAAUAUGUACACACAAUAAUUUGAAAACGUCUCAGUGCAGUCCCCUGCUUAAUCUGAAUCCAUCCUCUAACUAGCUUGUUCACACUCCCAUAUCACCCAUCCAUGCCUCUCAUGCCUGCAGUGGACUUCACUUCAUACCACAUGCUCAAUAAUAAAAUAUUUGUUGAUUCAAAAAAAUAUUUUCAGGUCUGACUAAGGUGUGUAGUAAUGCCUUUGACAAAAGACUGAUGCCCACUGAUUUCCAUCCUUUGCCUCCCCUCUCUGGUACCUUGUUUUGUAUCACCUAUGACCUGACCCUCCUCAUGAUCUUUGUUGUCAGUGAUGGAAGGAACCUUUUUUAGAGGGGUCAUGAACCCCUAACUCAUGACCAUCCUCAGCACUGUCAAACCUGGAGCAUGCCAAGUCUUAGCUAUAUGAAUAAUAUGCAGAAUACUGUGUGAUGCAUUUGAUUGAAUGUUAUUACAGACUUUAAUGGGUGUUUUUUGUGUGGGUAUCCACAUUGUUAGUCUGUUGUCGCAAAAACCAGCAUAGGAACCAGCUUGUUCCUAGUAAAUAUUUAGCUUUUUUUUGUUCAAUGCUGUAGGUCAGCCCAACACACUAACCUCAACCAGAACUGUCACCCUUGUGAAAUAUACUAAUAAUGGGCAUAUAAUGUAUAAUUAAGCUCCAUCUACCUUGUAUUUGUUGUACUGUCAGCUACCCCAGCUGUAUACCACAAUGCAUCACGUUCUGUCAAAAUGGUGGCACUGAACACACUGAAGAACUCAUUGAGAGGUUUAAUACUGUUCACCCAACAUGGUGACUGACUUCCUUACAAUAUGUCUACUACACAUUGAGAACUGUUGAUCAUUGUCAUAGACGUUAGGUGUUGGUACCAAGUGUUCCACUGCUUUCCCACAUGGCUGACCUCAUUGUGAACAUGCCCCGGCUAGAAACCCCCUCCCUCCCUGUGUGUUCUCUAGAGAAGCAAACUCAGGAAUACAUAGCUACUGCACACUUGACUUAGCAAGGGAUUGCUUCACAAAUGUCACAAGAUGCAAGUAUAUAUAUAUAUAUAUAUUUUUUUUUCAAUUACUAUUGUUUACUUCUAAAUUUGUUUCCCCUCAUAUAAUUACAGUAACCAUUGGACUGCGCACUCUCUCCAUUUGGCUUGUCUGAAUAUCUUUCUUUGUGGUAGUCACUGGUAAGACUAGUGGUAAGAAGGGUGUGUUGGAGUGAUGAGAUGCGACGGGCAUACUUGCUCUUUCUUGAUAUAGACCCCCUAUAUAUAUACCAUUCAAUCCAUCAGAUCAGUUUUGUGAUGCAGGAAGGUGAACCAACGCUUUAUCUCACCCAUUUAAGCUAAUUUAACCUUUUGUCCUGGGUCUUUAUGGGUGUUUCUAAUCUAGGACAUCUUCAUCCUGUACCUCUGGUGUUGUAGUCUUUUGCAUGUAGAUAUCUCAGCAAGUACUUACACUCUGUAGGGACUAGUGUGUGUGUGUAGACAGGACAGUUCAUCUAUAUUAGUUCGCACAGGUCUGUAGAUGCAGUCUCUAUAAACCCCAUCUCUGGGAACAGAUUCCUUUUUAUAGAUUCAUGUAAGACUGACUCUCACCAGACCAGGUUAGUUCUAAAGGUUAACAAUUGCAGAAAGGCAGUCUCCAACACUUAUGGACGUCCCGCCUGUGUGUUAGAAGUAUGAGAUUGGAAACAAAUGGACUACUAUACUAUUCUUUCCACCCCAGAGCAGGACUCCAACUCAGUUUAAAUCCCUGUGCCAUCAGAGCGUACAUCAAAUGGGCUUUUAACUCAGUGGAAGGCCCCAUGUCUGUAUUCUAAUGUCAGUUGUGCAGUGAAUUACAGCUUCUCUUAUACAGAUCCAGACCAAGUUGUCUCUCUGACUAACAACCCAGUGCUUUGGGAGAUUUAGUUUGAGACCUGAAACUAAUUAUGGGUUCCUUUUCUGGCUUCAUUUUGUGAUUGGAUGGGUUAUAAAGUUAUGCACUGUUAGCUUUGGUUAAACAAUUUUCAUUGCAAGGGAAAUUUUGACCAUGUAUAGUAAUUUGUAAACUUGCAUCAAGUUUAUGAAUAAAGAAUUUUAUGAAAUA